AUGCAGCUCAAAGGUUCCGAUAACGAAAAAGAGAUCGGGCAGGAUGGAAAGGACUUUGGUGAUGGGGUGCAAGUCGAAUAUGCUGUCGCACAUGAUGCAGCUGCUCGGGGACAUCUAGCCACCGAUGAGCAUGGCAACCCAAUUGCCAGUUUCGAUGCAUCAGCCGAGAAGAAACUACGCCGCAAGAUUGAUUGGCACGUCAUGCCGACAGUUACCAUCCUGUACCUCAUGUGCUUCGUCGACAGAGCCAAUAUUGGAAACGCGCGACUGGCUGGUCUUGAAGCCGACCUUGGCCUUGCUGGCUACGAUUACAACCUUUUACUAACAGUCUUUUACAUCUCUUACAUCGUAUUUGAACUUCCCGCAAACAUGGCAUGCAAGUGGAUUGGACCCGGUUGGUUCAUCCCAGCUACCUCAGUAUGCUUCGGUCUCGCCUCCCUCGGCACAGCUUUCGUCAAUACCAUGGGCGAAGCAUGCGCUGUACGAUUCAUCCUUGGCAUCUUUGAAGCUGGCAUGUUGCCUGGUAUCGCGUACUACCUCUCGCGAUGGUACCGUCGUAGUGAACUAGCAUUCAGACUCGCCAUCUAUGUCGCCAUGGGUUCCUUCGGAGGGGCCUUCGGUGGCCUGUUGGCUUCUGGAAUCCUCAAGCUUGAUCACUUCGGCUCUUUGACAAGAUGGCGAAUGAUCUUUGCUAUCGAGGGAAUCGGCACGAUUGGAUUGGCACUUAUCGGAUUCAUCACCAUGACUGAUCGUCCCAGCACAGCUCGGUGGCUCAACCAAGAAGAGAAGGACUUGGCUAUUGCGCGCAUCAAGUCUGAGCGCGUAGGUGUCAUAGAGGUUCUUGAGAAGUUCUCAUGGAAGCUAGCUCGUCGAGGUAUCUGCUCGCCGGUUACAUUGGGAACUUCGACUAUUUUCUUGUUCACAAACAUCACGGUGCAGGGCCUUGCCUUCUUUGCACCGACCAUUGUGAGAACUAUCUACCCAGAGGCAUCAGUUGUUCAGCAGCAACUACGGACAGUACCUCCUUAUAUCGUUGGGACUUUCUGUACCCUUGGCCUCAGCUUCCUGUCAACUAUCCUUGAUCGUCGAAAUAUCUUCAUCAAUGUCUCUCAACUUCCCGUCAUAGCAGGUUACAUCAUGUUUCUCAGCACCACAGAUCCAUAUGUACGCUACGCUGGAACAUUCCUGAUAUGCGCAGGCACUUUUGCCAACGGUGCUCUCUCCAAUGCUCAAGUUUCAGCCAAUUUGGUAACUGAUACUGCUCGUGCUUCCGGCAUUGGCUUGAACGUCAUGUUUGGUAAUGUCGGAGGAUUGAUCUCUACGUGGUGCUUUUUACCUUUCGACGGACCCAACUAUCCGAUCGGAAAUGGUCUCAACCUUGCAGCUUGUUCGUCCAUUUUCAUACUUACUAUUGUUUUACAUGUGUACAUGAAUUGGAACAACAAUAGGAGAGCAAGGAUUGAUGUUGGGCAGGCAUUGGCUGGACGAAGUGUCGAGGAGAUUCGCGAUUUGGAUUGGAAGCAUCCUGGUUUUAUGUGGAGGCCAUAG
Messenger RNA from Fusarium venenatum, 1548 nucleotides. Its product is annotated as major facilitator superfamily domain-containing protein. NCBI's taxonomy places the organism in Eukaryota, Fungi, Ascomycota, Sordariomycetes, Hypocreales, Nectriaceae. Gene Ontology annotation, biological process: transmembrane transport. Gene Ontology annotation, molecular function: transmembrane transporter activity. Gene Ontology annotation, cellular component: membrane. The record is from RefSeq and is a predicted model, not a curated record.